Molecule: messenger RNA, 514 nt
Organism: Apis mellifera (honey bee)
Lineage: Eukaryota; Metazoa; Arthropoda; Insecta; Hymenoptera; Apidae
Gene: Apd-3
Product: apidermin 3
Source: RefSeq, marked provisional
UAGACAAGUAGUUAAGAAGCGGAUCGAGCAAUCAUGAAGUACUUGACCAUCCUCGUAGCGAUCGCUUCAGUUUGCUCAGCCGCUCCAAGCGGACUUCUCGCCCCAUGGGCUCUGUCAGCUGCUAGUCACGCAGGAACAACCCUCCUUGCAGGGCCUGCUGUUGGCCCAGCGCUCGUCGCUGGCCCAGCGGCCCUUCUUGCCGCCCCAGCGCUCGUUGCUGGGCCGCAUGCUGGCGCGACGGUGGUUGCUGGACCAGCUGCUGGACCAACACUAGUUGCCGGUCCCUCCGCUGGACCAACGGUGCUCAAAGGGGCGUCGGCUGGGCCCACUCUUCUCUCUGGACCUGGACCCGUUCUCGGACUUGCAUCUGUACUCGCUCACCAUUGACGAAUAAUAGAAUCAAUAGCUCGUAUCUGUAAUAUCUCUCGUCUUUCCCACUCAAGACUAUGCGGAGCGAUUAUUUCAGAUUAUUCUAGAUUAUUAUUACGACACUGACACAAACGUAUGGAGUUGU